UGAGACAUUGUCAAGUCACCUUUUGACGCUAGCCAAGUCAUUCAUCUUUGUUGCUUCUGUUUCUAGUGUUUUACAUAACCGAUACAUACAAUAUGAGAUUGAUUCUACUUUGCCAGCAGAAGCUUAUUAGGAACUUGCGUUGGUUUUACUUUUUAGGUCGUAGGACUUGUUUAGUUUGUUUACUGUUGCUAAGUUGUUCUAUUUGCUGGAGGCUUGUGGUUCCUGCCAACGAUCGAGUUUCUGAAAUCCGUUACCAAACUGCUUCUAAAGAUGCUAUUCCUAUGAACGUUCUCAACUAUUCUUCCUUUGGUGUUCCAGUGUAUGUUAUGAUGCCUUUGAGUUCGGUCACUGUCUCCGGCGAUCUUGUGGAGAAUUAUGAUGGCUACGACUUGCAAUGGAUUUUGAAGCAAUGGAAAAAGAACGGAGUAUAUGGUCUUAUGGUGGACGUGUGGUUUGGAGUUGUAGAAAAGACACCAAAGCAAUAUCGUUGGGAACCCUAUAUUCAGUUGUGUAAACAUCUUAGACAAGCUGGUUUGAAGCUUCAGACAGUUAUGAGUUUUCAUCGCUGUGGAGGAAACGUUGGGGAUCGCUGUUAUAUACCUCUUCCGCAGUGGGUUUUGGAUGCUGCAGCUAACAAUUCAGAUAUUUUUUUUAAGGAUCAAGAAGGAAAUGUGGAUCCAGAAUAUAUAAGUUGGGGAGUAGAUAUGGAGCCAGUUAUUGCAGGACGUUCGGCCAUACAAAUAUAUUCAGAUUUCUUGGCUUCUUUUAGAGAUAAUCUUCGCGAAUUUCUUGGCGAUGUAAUUGUGCAAGUCCAAAUUGGCUUAGGUCCUGCUGGUGAGUUGAGAUAUCCUAGUUAUCAAUUGAAUCGUUGGACCUUUUGUGGCGUUGGAGAGUUCCAAUGUUAUGAUCGCUAUCUUCUCUCAAGACUCGAACAGGCAGCCAAAGAAGUAGAGCACCCUGACUGGGCUCAUCCACCAUAUCCUUACGACGUCGGCAACUACAACAGCAGACCAGAGCAGACGUUGUUUUUUAAAGAAGAUGGUGGCAUUUGGAAUACUCAAUAUGGAGACUUCUUUCUUCGAUGGUAUUCGAAAGAAAUGAUUGAGCAUGCCGAUCGUAUACUUCAAGUUGCAAAUGACGUAUUUUUUAAUGAUAAAAUUCCCGACUCUAAUUGGAAAGGAAAGGUUCGCUUAGCAAUUAAGAUAGCUGGCGUUCAUUGGAAUUUUCGUUCCAAGUCACAUGCUUCAGAGCUCACUGCUGGUUACUAUAAUACUCGUUUCCGAGAUGGAUAUACUCCUAUAUUUCAAAUCCUAAAGAAGUAUGACACAACUGCGGUUUUUACUUGUACAGAAAUGCGCGAUAAGAAUCAGCCGCAGGAUUGCAAUUGUUCUCCAGAAGAUCUUGUGGGACUGAUUGUACGUGCUUCUAUUGCAACCAAUGUUUCAUUUGCUGGAGAAAAUGCAGUGAGUUUUUAUGAUGCAGAUUCUUAUCGACAAAUUUCAUUGGUGGCACGUUCUUACUCAGUUGUGAGAGGAAUCCCUAUGGAGGCAAUGACCUAUUUGAGAUGGCCUGAACCUAUAACUAUAUUCAUGGGAGAUAAUUUUAUAACUCCGUUGGGUCAAAAAUUUUUUGAGUUUGUUCGAGUCAUGGGAACAGAUGAUGCCAUCAGUCAUGUGAUUCCUGUGUUUUGAACAAAGAAGAGAUCGACUUUUUCGUAUUUGUAAUGGUUUUCUUAGCAAUAGAAGAUAUACAGAAUAAUCGUAUUCAUGAGAUUGUAUGUAGUUAGAUCAAAGGAUAAAAUUGCUGCAACAUUAAACGCGUGGGUAUCCAAGCUGGAAAUGUUGUAAUCUCAAAAGAGAUUGAUUUCGGA
Galdieria sulphuraria is the source of this 1870-nucleotide messenger RNA. RefSeq names its product beta-amylase isoform 1. Gene Ontology annotation, biological process: polysaccharide catabolic process. The transcript has 8 exons. Gene Ontology annotation, molecular function: beta-amylase activity. Lineage: Eukaryota; Rhodophyta; Bangiophyceae; Galdieriales; Galdieriaceae. Bases 93 to 1691 code for a protein of 532 amino acids. The record is from RefSeq and is a predicted model, not a curated record.